AAAUUAUUAUUAGUAAAUAAAAAUACUCCCGGCAAAAUUUAAUUGGAGAAUUUGAUAUUCGAUACAAGUAAAUCGCCAACGUAGGAAUUUAUUAUAUUAUUAUUAUUCUGGAAAUCUCGACGCGAACGCGGGGGCGGACGUUAUAUAAAUGUUUGACGCGCGAACAAGAGGGACCGAAAUUAUUCAGCACAAUGAAGCGGAAGGAGGUCGAUGAGUUUUACGACGACAGCUCUCCAACUUGCCUCUCCAAUUCGUCAAGAAAAUUUCGGAGACUGGAUGCCGAGUUUGUUUCGGUCAUGGAAGAAGACCCAAACGUUAAUGCUCCCCAAUUUGUUCAACGAGGGCUAUCACCGGAGCUAUCUUGGACGAGCACUGCCAUGGUGCAUACAGACGUAGUAUCAGUUGCAAAAGUGCCAACGAGUAAUGCGAUGGAAGAGAGAGCCUUCAUGCUCUAUGAUCCAGCUAAAACCCCUUUUGCUAUGCAUCCGAGCCUUCAGAAAUUCCCAAUCGUUGUGCAAUCUGACUUGAUUCCUGGCUUAAAGGAUUACCUAUCAUCGUGGGGUACUGCGAAGUUAGGAAAAUCUGAGGAAGAUAGGACGAGCAAGGAAAAGAGCUCUGAAGCAUCAAGAGACAGUUUGGUGGCUGUUCCGUGUGUUAAACCCCGUUGGCCAGUGGUGUGUGAGGAAAGACUUUCAGUGGCUUGUGACGCUUUGGAGGCAGAAGGUCAAAUGAUGGACGUGGAUGAACCCAACGUGAGUCGCAGGGAAGAGAGAGAUAUGGACAUUGGUGAAAAGAUUGAAGCAGUUGGGGUUAUGCCCCCAUGCCAGCAACAACAUCAUAUGAUGCUUAGUCUCUCGCAGAACACUCACUCGCGAAUGAGUUGGUGAUAGUUGAGUUCAUAGUUUGUAUUCUCCUGAUGGCGCCGCUAUUCACUAACCAGCCUCUUUUUGGCCAUCUACUAACCGGCCUUCUACUGGCACUUGAUCUGUAUAUAAUGAAGGCAAAAGUUUUGUAUAACUUUUAAUCAAUUAGAAUUAGUAGAUGACUAAUCUGAAGGUUUACGCCAUUCCCGAAAUUCCAACAAUUACAUCUUUUAUCAUGGCUUUGUUAGAGCACCAGCAAUUGGAGUUUGGAUAAUUUGAUUA
Molecule: messenger RNA, 1145 nt
Organism: Neltuma alba
Lineage: Eukaryota; Viridiplantae; Streptophyta; Magnoliopsida; Fabales; Fabaceae
Exons: 3
Coding region: 192-887 (231 amino acids)
Source: RefSeq, a predicted model, not a curated record